Scutellospora calospora is the source of this 644-nucleotide messenger RNA. Lineage: Eukaryota; Fungi; Glomeromycota; Glomeromycetes; Diversisporales; Gigasporaceae. The record is from the annotation of a GenBank genome assembly.
CAGCAUGGCCUGAGAAAAUUCCAUUCUUUCCGGCCCAAUAUCUAUACAUUACCGAAGAGAUCUUGGAAGAAAAACCCGAUCCUAAUCUAAAGAAAUACGAACGUUAUUUAAAUGGUUCAUUAUAUAAUAAUGAAGACGACUCGUCUGAGUGGGUGAAUGAAAAAUAUGAAAAAUCUUGUCUGCCAAAGGGUGUUGACAAAGCUUUUAGAAAAUUUUCGGAUCGUGUAUCCGAAUGGCCUGAUCAAUGCAUUAGGUAUGAAUUUGAUGGCCAACCACUUUUAUAUAAUCAAAGUGAUUCAGCAGCUUCAUUAUUACUAUCAUCAUCACAUGAAUCGAAUAAACAGCUCAAAGUAAAUACACAGAGAUUACCGAAAUGCCCAAAAUGUGGCUCCAAAAGAGUUUUUGAAUUCCAAUUAAUGCCAAGUUUGUUAUGCAUACUUCCAACUGGAGAAUAUGCGACUAAUAAUUCUAAAAAUAAAAAUGAGAUAGGAGGUAGUAAAUGUGGAAUUGCACAAUUUGAUGUUGGAAUGGAAUGGGGAACAGUAAUGAUUUUCACAUGUCAAAAUGAUUGUGAAAUAUACAAUGUUAAUAAGGAUGAAGUAUCUUAUUACGAAGAAUUUGUUUUAGUACAAUAUGAAUUGUAG